AUGAAGGUGGAGGAGGAGGGAAGACGCUCUCCACACAAUCGUGGGGAAGCGUGUGUUCCCCAGAGCUUCUUUGAUCGCGGAACGCAAGGGUUACGCGAUGAUCUCGAACAUGAGCGGGACAGGCGUCUCCAACUGGCGGAUACUGUUUUGAAGCAUCGAGCUGAGUUUGCCUUUGCUCAGCUUGAGAACGAGAGAGCUCUGACAUCUCUGCGUGACGAGCUAAGGGUAGCUAGUGUGGAUAUUGACCGGUCUCGGGAUGAGAUAACUGCUAUUCAGACCCUUGUCGAUGCUCACCAUCGGGAGCACAAGGCCCUCUGUCAGAUGCUUGAGCGCAAGGGACUUCUUCAUCGGAAGAAAAAGCGUACAGGUGGUACGGCUUAA
Molecule: messenger RNA, 381 nt
Organism: Peronospora matthiolae
Lineage: Eukaryota; Oomycota; Peronosporomycetes; Peronosporales; Peronosporaceae
Source: the annotation of a GenBank genome assembly